CCGUCCCUCUCCGAUUUCUCUUGCGUCUUCCGGUUACGUUGAGUUAGUACGUUCGUGUGCUUGUUCUCUUUUGAGCUAAGGCCUUUUGGCGACUUGCACUUUUUUAUUUUAAAAUGUCUACUAAGGCUGAAUUAGCUUGCGUAUACAGCGCCCUGGUGCUCAUUGACGACGAUGUGGCCGUUACGGGAGAAAAGAUCCAGACGAUCCUGAAGGCAGCAGGAGUAGAUGUAGAGCCAUACUGGCCAGGGCUGUUCGCCAAAGCACUUGAGGGUGUCAACCCUAAGGAGCUCAUCACCAAUGUUGGAUCAGGUGUUGGUGCUGCCCCUGUUGGAGGAGCUGCCGUAGCUGCUGCCUCUGACUCUGCUGCUGCCCCAGCUGCCGAGAAGAAGGAAGAGAAGAAGAAGGAAGAAAGUGACCAUGAGUCCGAUGAUGACAUGGGUUUUGGUCUUUUCGACUAAGCUGAUGCCACUCAUUCCAAGUACAAUUGCUUUAAAAGUACUUUUUUGUACUCAAAAGUAAAGUUUUAAUUUUGUA
Messenger RNA from Homalodisca vitripennis (glassy-winged sharpshooter), 534 nucleotides. It is a transcript of the gene RpLP1, whose product is annotated as 60S acidic ribosomal protein P1. The transcript has 4 exons. Gene Ontology annotation, molecular function: protein kinase activator activity; structural constituent of ribosome; ribonucleoprotein complex binding. The coding region runs from base 114 to 458 and encodes 114 amino acids. Gene Ontology annotation, biological process: translational elongation; cytoplasmic translation. NCBI's taxonomy places the organism in Eukaryota, Metazoa, Arthropoda, Insecta, Hemiptera, Cicadellidae. Gene Ontology annotation, cellular component: cytosolic large ribosomal subunit; ribosome. The record is from RefSeq and is a predicted model, not a curated record.